This is a messenger RNA of Lachancea meyersii CBS 8951, 2109 nucleotides long. The record is from the annotation of a GenBank genome assembly. Lineage: Eukaryota; Fungi; Ascomycota; Saccharomycetes; Saccharomycetales; Saccharomycetaceae.
AUGAGAGAGAGAGUUACAGAGCUCUUGAAAGCCACUUUCUGGUCGGAAGACUACACGACGGGAAUUGAAUUGUUGUUCGGGAAUAUACGAAAUGAUAUCGCGGAGUUGACGGAGUUUCUUCAGUUGGUCAAGAGUUUUGAUUCUAAAACAGUGUCACCAGCGAUCUUCACCUUGAAGAAGCUUAUAACUUCUGAUCAGGCGGUAGACUCCAGUCAGUCGCUCAAGACAAUUAUAAAGCGACAGCAGUCGAAGGCUUUGUCGGAAGUUCUCGAGAAACUUGAGCUUGCCAAUCACUCAAGACUCGAACUCAAUUGUCAGGUACCAAUGGAAGCAUUAUUAUUCGAAUACAAUGAGUACCUUAACGAGACGCAAGAAAUUACAAAGCGGAAUAGGCAGUGCUAUGGUAAGCACCUCACGUCUGCAAGGCAGCUGCAAAAAGAUUAUGAAACAAUGGCAGCGCGUCUACGAAAAGUCCGAAAAGAAGCGUUAAUCGAACCGAAAGCAGCAGAGAUUGAGCAGAAUACUAUUUCUCCUCAGCCUGAGGUUCAAAAUGUGCAAACUUUAUAUCCACUGGCUUUGGACAAGACUAUGCUUUUCGAGGGAGAGCAGCAAUUGGCUUUUUUUGGAGACAGACUCAAAGAAACCACUAAGACCUCGAAGAGAUUGAUAGCUAUUCCUGGUAUAGCCAACGAGUAUUUCUCCGGCACACAAUUGUUUGAGGCUCUUAAAAAACUGGAGCCGAAGUUAGAUGCUUCUCGUUUCAAUCUUGAGCGGAUCGGUCAAAAACUUUUGGAAAUUGACAUUAUGCGACCAUAUCAGAAUAUGCUCGGAUCUCAAUCCCGUUUUUCGGCAGAGGAUUAUUACACAUGGGGCACUAUUCCAGCACAAGUUGUUGCUGACAAGCCGCAACACACAAAUACUGUUUUCGGCGAAUUUAUUAAAAAAAUCAGUGGGAAAGCUACUGAAUACGAAUCAAUUACAACAAUAGAGGAUUCCGAGUCAUAUCAAGAAGAUUUCAGGCGCUGUGAGACUUCUUUUUUCCAAGAAUGUCAAAAUUUAGACUAUUGGCGAUCUGAACUUGAACUCGGCCUGCAAAAAGCCAUGCAACAUUAUUGGACGCUUAUUCACCGAAAAAUUAAGUGCGUAAACCAAGCAAAUGGCUUUUUUCUAUCUUCUUUGCAAGAAUCCUUCUCCCUUCAACCUCAAGUGGUGCCAGUGGACGAAGUUGCAGAACUACAGAGAGUGUAUCGUUCCAAUCAUAGUACUGUCGGAUUUUACGUUCCACAGCCUGGUGUUACCUUCAAGAAAUAUGAUGCCCACGGUGAAAUGGCAGGCUUUUCCUUGUUCCAUUCCGAAUUACAAAGUUUGCAGGCAGACGAAACCGGAAUCGCAGUAGUAUUGAGAACUCUGCUAAAUAGCCUGGAAAAGCACAACCCCGACGACGUUUCGCGAUCAUGGUCGAUGCCCUUAGACCUGAAAAAAAGCUCUAGACUACGACGCGAUUGUUUUGCCGAAUUUCUAGCUAAAGAAGGCGAUCAUUCAUCCACCUUAGAAACCGUGAUGAUCAAUAAGGCGCAAGAGACCAGUGAUGUAGUAGGCUUAUUGCAAAGCUGGCUUUUGGAGCUUCCCGAUAGCUUGAUUCCCAUGGCGUACUACGAGGAAGUGAAAAAAUCAGGUUUUGUGGGGCUGGACAGAUGUCCAAAGGAACACUUGCUGAAUUUGGCCGUCGUUUGUGAACAUUUUGAGUGGCUAUCAAAGUACUGUAGUGAAGCGAAAAUGAAGAGCCUGUUUGAGGUUCGGAUGGAUUUCCCGUUGUACCAUGUCUUUGCCCGCAGCAGACUUCAGAGGCCUGAAGAUAACGAGGUCAUGUCAGAUGCAGUGCGCAAAUUACUUUGCUGUGAGGGAAACUCCAGACUUUUGUUGGAAAUGGUUAACAGAGAAAGGGAACCGCCUGUUUCAAGACUAAGUGUGGAUUCUCCCUCGCAAGCGUCUUCUGCUACGUUUGUACCGAGGCCGCUCAAGGCCAUGAGCACGGGCUCAUCUGCUGCAUCUUCACGCCCUUCCAGCCAGCGUAUAAGCGGGAUUGAUCUGCUGGGCCGGGAAGGGUAG